Messenger RNA from Lotus japonicus, 1024 nucleotides. Its product is annotated as chlorophyll a-b binding protein 13, chloroplastic-like. The record is from RefSeq and is a predicted model, not a curated record. The coding region runs from base 102 to 917 and encodes 271 amino acids. The transcript is spliced from 3 exons. Gene Ontology annotation, cellular component: plastoglobule; chloroplast envelope; chloroplast thylakoid membrane. Gene Ontology annotation, biological process: response to light stimulus; photosynthesis, light harvesting in photosystem I. NCBI's taxonomy places the organism in Eukaryota, Viridiplantae, Streptophyta, Magnoliopsida, Fabales, Fabaceae.
CUUUCCCUACAUAGUACAUAUGAAUAUAUGAUGUUACAUGCACACCACACAUUGUCUUUUCUUCAGGUGAAUUAAGGAUUCAAGUGAAGUACUUGGAAGCCAUGGCAUUGGCAGCAACACUGAUGGCAGCCACAGCAAGCACCAGCACUGUUCUUAAACCAACCCCUUUCCUUGGUCAAAGUAGGGGAACCAACACCAACCCUCUUAGAGAUGUUGUCUCCAUGGGACCUGGGAAAUACACCAUGGGAAAUGAAUUGUGGUAUGGACCAGACAGAGUGAAAUACUUAGGACCCUUUUCAGCUCAGACCCCUUCAUACUUGACUGGAGAAUUCCCAGGGGACUAUGGAUGGGACACUGCUGGAUUGUCUGCUGAUCCUGAAGCAUUUGCCAGGAACAGGGCUCUUGAGGUGAUUCAUGGACGUUGGGCCAUGCUUGGAGCACUAGGCUGCAUCACCCCUGAAGUACUUGAAAAGUGGGUUAGAGUGGACUUCAAAGAGCCAGUUUGGUUCAAAGCUGGAGCUCAGAUAUUCUCAGAAGGUGGCCUUGACUACUUGGGGAAUCCCAACCUUGUUCAUGCACAGAGCAUCCUAGCAGUGCUAGCCUUCCAAGUUGUGCUCAUGGGUCUUGUUGAAGGAUUCCGGAUCAACGGCCUUCCGGGAGUUGGAGAGGGCAACAACCUCUACCCUGGUGGACAGUACUUUGACCCUCUUGGCCUUGCUGAUGACCCUGUCACUUUUGCUGAGCUUAAGGUUAAGGAGAUCAAGAAUGGAAGGUUGGCCAUGUUCUCCAUGUUUGGUUUCUUUGUCCAAGCCAUUGUCACCGGGAAGGGACCACUGGAGAACCUAUUGGAUCACCUUGAUGACCCUGUGGCUAACAAUGCUUGGGUCUAUGCUACCAAGUUUGUGCCUGGUUCUUGAAAAUUAUUUCCAUAAGCUUGUUUUGUAUGAAUGGCAUGACAUGGAAUUUUGUUUGUAGAAUAUUAUCAUAAUAUGUGUCAGUUUAGUGUACUUUUUUUUCUGGUUCA